CAAUUUUGAAACCUUGAAUGAGCAAUGCAGAAGAAAGAACAACACAAAAACAGAAAAACACUCUUUGCUUCUUCACUGAACUUUCUUACAAGUACUGGGAAUGCUUCCAAAACGAUGUCGUUUCAACCCUUCCUCAACAGCAACAACAAAAACCCUAAUUUCACUUCUCCGCCAUUGAAGACCUGGCUAAAUUCCAAAACCACCGAAUCCUUCAACCCUAUGGUCCUUGCAAUGCAUCUCCACUCUCUCUCUGACCCCAAUUCCAAAACCCUAAUUCCCAAUUUUGACCUAACUCUUCUUCUCUCCGACGAAAUUCUCCUCAAAAUCAUCUCCAAACUUCCAAAUUCACAGCACAAAUCGAACUCCCUCGUUUGCAAACGGUGGUUGAAUCUUCAAGGUAGACUCAUUCGUUCCUUAAAAAUCUUCGAUUUGAACUUCGUUUUAUCAGGUAGGUUAAUCCAUAGAUUCCCAAAUCUCACACACGUUGAUUUGGUUCCUUCAACUUUCGUCGUUUCGCCGCAAAACGGCGUCGUUUUACUGACUCACAGUGUCGUUUCCAUGCGUGUUGACACUUUGUGGUGUUUUGGUGAGGUAGAGAAAAACCUGUUACCGGUUCAAGCAAUUGAUAAGGGACUUAAAGAAGUUGCAAAAGGUUGUCCGAAUUUACGGAAGUUGGAGGUAACUGGUGGGAGUGAAGAGGGUUUGAUAACAAUUGGUGAAGAGUGUGUUACAUUGAUGGAAUUGGAGAUUCAGAAAUGUAAUGACGAUAUAUUGCGCGGCGUCGCGGCGUGUAAGAAUUUGCAAGUUGUGAAGUUAAUUGGGUGUGUUGAUGGGUUUUAUGAAUCGGUUGUUUCGGAUAUUGGGUUGACGAUUUUAGCUCAAGGGUGUAAGAGGUUAGUGAAAUUGGAGCUUGUUGGUUGCGAGGGGAGUUUCGACGGGAUUAAAGCGAUCGGGACGUGUUGUUUGAUGUUGGAAGAAUUGGUUUUUGUUGAUCAUAGGAUGGAUGAUGGGUGGUUAGCUGGUGUUUCUUAUUGUGAGAAUUUGAAGACUUUAAGGUUUGUGUCUUGUAAGGUGAUUGAUGGUAAUCCUGGAUUGGAGGAACAUUUGGGGUUUUGUAUUGCACUUGAAAGGUUGCAUUUUCAGAAAUGUCAGUUAAGGGAUAAGAAUGCAAUGGGAGCUGCUUUUUCGGUUUGUAGGGCUGCUAGGGAUGUUGUUCUUCAGGAUUGUUGGGGGUUGGAUGACAGCAUUUUCAGCUUGGCUGUUGUGUGCAGGCGGGUAAAAUUGUUCGACUUAGAAGGAUGCUCAUUGCUUACAACCGAAGGUUUAGAAUCUGUAAUCGAAUCCUGGAAGGAACUUGAGUGUCUUAGAGUUGUCUCUUGUAAAAAUAUAAAGGAUAGUGAUAUCUCUUCUGCGCUCGCAACGUUAUUUACCACUCUCAAAGAAUUGAAAUGGAGGCCAGAUACAAAACAUCUUCUGCCAUCAAGUCUUGCGGAGGUAAACAUGGGGAAAAAAGGCGGUAAGUUUUUCAAGUAGACAUGAUGCUUGAACUUGCUAUAUACUGUCAGAAUCUAGAAACAGAUACUCACUUAACACAGUGAAACUUGUACCAUUAUGUAAUCAUCAUGUAGUUAUAAUUUAGAUGGUUAAUUAGAUAUUGACAGUGGAAGAUUAUUGAAAAUGAAUUUGAAGCAAUCAGCAGUCACCAUUGAUGAAGAUCAAACGGUUCAAAUUCAGAGUGUCAUAAUUUGACUAAAGAUACAAUGCGAGUCAUCCGAUCCGAUUUCUCUCUGACUGACUACAAAGGCUGCGAGAAUUGUUGACUACAGUAAAUCCAGCGAGAUUAUAUGUAUCCUUUGCGUAGAGAUGUAAUCCCUCGAGAUUAUUAUAUUCACCUAGAGAUGUAAUUAUUUUUAGCUUAAUCCAGUUCACCUCAUGUUGAAAAUGGAUAACUUUUAGUCCCAACAUUUUUUUUUUGGUUCUUUGAUGUCUACCAUUGAAAUAAGGGACUAAAUAAGAGAUGUAAUUUAUGUGUAAGCAUAACCCAUUUCAGUAGGGUACCUUUGUUAUACAACACUUUCUUGUUGCUACUGCAGCAGUGGUUUUUACGUUUUUUUUCUCUUA
Messenger RNA from Cicer arietinum (chickpea), 2121 nucleotides. RefSeq names its product F-box protein At5g07670-like. Gene Ontology annotation, molecular function: protein binding. Gene Ontology annotation, biological process: SCF-dependent proteasomal ubiquitin-dependent protein catabolic process. The record is from RefSeq and is a predicted model, not a curated record. Lineage: Eukaryota; Viridiplantae; Streptophyta; Magnoliopsida; Fabales; Fabaceae. Gene Ontology annotation, cellular component: SCF ubiquitin ligase complex.